This is a messenger RNA of Galeopterus variegatus (Sunda flying lemur), 882 nucleotides long. Its product is annotated as olfactory receptor 51F1-like. The record is from RefSeq and is a predicted model, not a curated record. Lineage: Eukaryota; Metazoa; Chordata; Mammalia; Dermoptera; Cynocephalidae. Gene Ontology annotation, molecular function: G protein-coupled receptor activity; olfactory receptor activity. Gene Ontology annotation, biological process: G protein-coupled receptor signaling pathway. Gene Ontology annotation, cellular component: membrane.
AUGUCACAUCUCAGCAACACCACAUCUGAAUUCCCCAUCUUCCUCCUCACAGGCUUUCCUGGGCUGGAGGCCUUCCACAUCUGGCUCUCAAUUCCUUUCUUCCUUCUGAGCACUGUUGCCGUCUUAGGGAACAGCAUGAUCCUGUUAGUGGUGAUUCUGGAGCCCAGUCUCCACGAGCCCAUGUAUUAUUUCCUCUUUAUGCUGUCCACCACCGACCUUGGGCUGACCCUCUCCACAAUGCCCACUACGCUUGGUGUCCUCUGGAUCAAUGCUUGUGAAAUCACCCUUGAUGCAUGUAUUGUCCAGCUCUUCUUCCUCCACAGCUCUGGCUUUAUGGAAUCCUCUGUACUGGUGGCCAUGGCUUUUGACCGCUUCGUUGCUAUCUGCAGACCCCUUAGGUAUGCCACCAUCCUGACAGACUCCAGGAUUCUAAAGAUUGGUGUAGCAAUUGUCCUUAGAAUGCUGAUCAGUCUCUGCCCUUCUCUUUUCCUCAUUAAGAGGCUGUCAUUUUGCAAAGUCAAUGUCCUUUCCCAUUCUUAUUGCUUCCACCCUGAUGUGCUUAAGGUAGCAUGUUCUGAUUCGAGGAUGAACAGUUAUGGAGGCUUAGCUGUUCUCAUUCUGGUCACAGGACUUGAUACACCAUGUAUUGUCCUCUCCUACAUCCUCAUCAUCCGCUCUGUACUCAGCAUCGCCUCCUCAGAGGGACGGAAUAAAGCCUUCAGCACUUGUGGCUCCCACAUUGGGGCAGUUGCAGUGUUCUACAUUCCCUGGAUUGUUCUUUCAGUUGUCCACAGAUUUUUCCACAGUUCCACCAUUUGUUCACCCACUGCUGUCCAACCUCCAUUUUCUCGGCCCACCUGUGCUGAACCCCAUCAUAUAUAG